CUCACUGAGUCAUCAUUCAUCUCUUCCUCACUGAGUCACUACUACUGCUACAAAAAAAAAACAGAGCUAUGUUUCGUUAUUUCAGUUACCUUUUCAUCGUCUUCCUUUUCCUUUCCCGCCCUUCUUUCAGUAUCAGGCUCACACCGGACUCCACUCCUGUCAUAUCCACCGACACCCAUGACACCACCGUCGUCGAUACCCACAACGCCAAGUGGCAUGAUUUCGCUCGCUUCCUAUACGCUGAAAAGGGUACUAAAGUCGAUGGCAUGUCGGAGCUCAAGAAAUACUUCCACCGUUUCGGCUAUCUUCCUGCAAACCUAAAUUUCACCGAUUUUUUCGAUUCUGAAUUCGAGUCGGCGAUUCUAACUUACCAAACCAAUCUUGGUUUACCUAAGACCGGUAAGUUAGAUUCUGACACCAUCUCUACGAUCAUGUCUCCUAGAUGUGGCUUUCCAGAUAUAAAUAUGGACGAAGAUACAGACAGUUCGUUGCAUGUUACAGAACAUUAUGCACAUUUUAAGGGUGAUAAGAAGUGGGUUAAGGAAUUGCCGAUGAUAUUAACGUAUUCAUUCUCGAAGAAUGAUAUAAUUGACUACAUAAGUGUAGAUGAUAUUAAGGUUAUAUUCAAGAGUGCUUUUUCGAGAUGGGCGUCGGUUGUUCCGGUUAAUUUCACAGAAGUUGAGGAUUACUAUACGGCCGAUAUUAAAAUAGGGUGGUACAGCCAUGAUCACGGUGAUGGACAUCCGUUUGAUGGGGUUUCAGGAGUAUUAGCACAUGCUUUUUCACCAGAAUAUGGGAAGCUUCAUCUGGAUGCAGAUGAAACAUGGGCCUUUGAUUUCGACAAGGUUAAGUCGAGGGUAGCCGUUGAUUUAGAAUCAGUAGCAACUCAUGAAAUUGGACAUUGUUCGCAGGAAAAUAUUUCCAUACUCGAAUCUUUGAAUUUAUAGAUGGGUACUGUGUGGAUCGAUGCUUUAACCGGUUCAGUCUAAAAAGUUGAACAGGGUUUGAUUUAUCUAAAUUAAAACAUUAAUCUGGAGGUUAAAAAACCCAAGCAAGAUUAUUGUUUAAACUACUCCUACUCCUAAAUUAACCAACCGCGGAGGUUGGGGAUAGAAAAGCACAGGGCUUUGAAGUUGUAUUUGUUUGAUUGAUUUGAGUUGU
Mercurialis annua (annual mercury) is the source of this 1161-nucleotide messenger RNA. Its product is annotated as metalloendoproteinase 1-MMP-like. Gene Ontology annotation, molecular function: metalloendopeptidase activity; zinc ion binding. The transcript has a single exon. Lineage: Eukaryota; Viridiplantae; Streptophyta; Magnoliopsida; Malpighiales; Euphorbiaceae. The record is from RefSeq and is a predicted model, not a curated record. Gene Ontology annotation, cellular component: extracellular matrix. Gene Ontology annotation, biological process: extracellular matrix organization; proteolysis; collagen catabolic process. The coding region runs from base 69 to 947 and encodes 292 amino acids.